Molecule: messenger RNA, 4269 nt
Organism: Carassius auratus (goldfish)
Lineage: Eukaryota; Metazoa; Chordata; Actinopteri; Cypriniformes; Cyprinidae
Product: pre-B-cell leukemia transcription factor 3-like
Exons: 11
Coding region: 1281-2696 (471 amino acids)
Biological process (GO): regulation of DNA-templated transcription
Cellular component (GO): nucleus
Molecular function (GO): DNA-binding transcription factor activity, RNA polymerase II-specific; DNA binding
Source: RefSeq, a predicted model, not a curated record
UGCCCCUGCGAGCAAGGCUUGUUGGAGGCGACCAUACUAUGGUGUAAGGAAGCGAAGUGCCCGUGUAAUUCAUUAUUAGUUUGAAACAGACAAUAUAAAACUCCGACCUUUUGUUUAUUUUAUUGGAAAUUGUUAUAAUGUAACGGCAUCUCAAUGCACGGGCACGCUUUUAAAUGAGGCACGCGUAAAGUGGAGACUUAAACGCUGUUGAGUUGAUGUUCUGGUCUCAUCAUUAUCAUCACCAGCAGUAUCAUUAGAAGCUAACUGGCAUUUUGUUUUCGGGGGCUUCGGCGAGAAGUGACAAGAAUCUAAGACCCCUCCUCUGCAGGGCGGAGCGUGCAUUUUGAUGUCGAUUUUGUAUCUUUUUUCUUCUCUGACACGUCCGCACUGAGUGAAUGGCAUUGGCACAUUGUCAAUCGCUCACUACCGCUGCCAUCAAACAACAUAAAGCACACACAGCCCGCGCGCUCGACUCAUAAAUUUCCGUCAGCAGAUAUUUUUGCGCAUCGCUUUAUGGCGCGUGAUUAAUUUUUUUGUCCAGUUUUUCUAUUUUCCCCACUGAAAGUGAGAAAACUUUUUUAUACGUUUUUAUAUUUUUUCCUACAAUCUUUAUAGCUCUGGUCACAGGUGAUGAUGGUUUAAUUUAUUUCACUUGGCUUCUUUUAUUUUCUUAUAUUUUUAUUUUUGGAAAGUCUUUUCAAAGGCAAUAUUUUGCCAGUUUUUCCACACUCAAUGCGCUUAUUUGUAAUUGCAUAUUUAAUAACCAAGCAUGGGAUGUUUUGCUUGCAACUCUUUGUAACACUACGGAUUUGUCCAAGUUUUCCUGAAGCGCACAAGACGGCAUUAUCCUAAGAAGACCGCGAAUAAGAAUUCCAGACAUCUGCAAAGGACCCCAUCUCUUCAAAGAAAAAAAAUAAAUUGGCAUGAAGAUUCGGACAGGAUUGAACGGGCAACCACUGUCACCUGAACGCUGAAGUUUACUUAAAUAAUAGGCGAGAAAUAUCGCUUUUUUUUCCUCCAAUGGGCAUACUUACAGGAGGAUCAAAGACGAUUUAAAUCUUUUCCACAAAGUGAUUCCUGGAACAUCAAUUCCACUGCAUUUCAUCCAGCGAUUUAUUGUGUUUGCUACUUCGCUUCACGGUCACUGUUUUGUGCACGAUAGCAACCCGUUAACCACUGCACAUGAAAUAAUCAAGUUGUUUUUGCAUGUGCAUUAUCCGAUUUUAUUUCACCCAUCUCAGUGACUGAGCACGAGCGCAUUGAUUGUGUUGCGGCAGACUAUGGACGAGCAAGCCCGGAUCCUGCAGGCUCUCGGCGGUGUCAACCUGGCCGGUCACUCGGUACAGGGAGGCAUGGCUCUGCCGCCUCCACAUGGACACGACGGAAGCGAUGUGGAUGGAAGAAAACAAGACAUCGGUGACAUUCUGCAUCAGAUCAUGACCAUCACCGACCAAAGCCUGGACGAGGCGCAAGCAAAGCAUAGGAAACAUGGGCUCAACUGUCACAGAAUGAAGCCAGCUCUCUUCAGUGUCCUCUGCGAGAUCAAAGAGAAAACAGGUCUAAGUAUCCGCGGGGCUCAGGAGGAGGACCCACCCGAUCCACAACUGAUGCGUCUUGACAACAUGCUUCUGGCAGAGGGAGUGUCAGGACCGGAGAAGGGCGGAGGAUCGGCGGCGGCGGCAGCGGCAGCGGCAGCAGCCGGCAGUCCCACUGACAACUCCAUCGAGCACUCUGACUACAGGGCCAAACUCUCCCAGAUCAGACAGAUAUACCAUACAGAGCUGGAGAAAUAUGAGCAGGCAUGUAACGAGUUCACUACCCAUGUUAUGAAUCUGUUGAGGGAGCAGUCUCGCACACGGCCCAUCUCGCCGAAAGAGAUCGAGCGCAUGGUCAACAUCAUCCAUCGCAAAUUCAGCUCCAUCCAAAUGCAGCUUAAACAGAGCACCUGUGAAGCAGUCAUGAUCUUGAGGUCCCGCUUCCUCGAUGCCAGACGGAAACGGCGGAAUUUCAGCAAGCAGGCGACCGAGAUCCUGAACGAGUAUUUUUACUCACAUCUUAGUAACCCUUACCCAAGCGAAGAGGCCAAAGAGGAGCUGGCUAAGAAGUGCAGCAUAACAGUAUCCCAGGGGGUGGGAACCACCAUCACAGUGGCACAGGUAUCCAACUGGUUCGGCAACAAGAGGAUCCGCUACAAAAAAAACAUUGGCAAGUUCCAGGAGGAGGCCAACCUGUAUGCCGCUAAGACAGCCGUGACUGCCGCGCACGCAGUAGCUGCCGCCGUACAGAAUAGUCAGACCAACUCACCCACCACACCCAACUCCGGAUUCCAGAUGAAAGAUGAAGAAUUUCAGCUGGACUCUGCAGAGAACAAAAACACUCUAUUAACCAACAUGUUCACUGGUUCGUCAGGUUCUUUUAACCUCCCAAACUCGGGGGACUUGUUCAUGAGCAUGCAGAAUCUGAAUGGGGAUUCUUACCAAGGGGCACAAGUCGGAGCCAAUGUGCACUCACAGGUGGAUACCCUGCGCCAUGUUAUCAGUCAGACGGCAGGAUACAAUGAUGCCCUGGGGGGGAAUCUCAUGUAUAGUCCACAUAGCUUGAAUGGUAAUGGGGGAUGGCAGGCUGCUACGACUCCAUCCUCUGUGAUCUCCCCUGCAGAAGGCCCUGGUAGUGUGCACUCUGAUACCUCGAACUGAUCUCCUCAUUGACAUGGAUCCUUCCCAAGCUGUGGACAACCAAUCACAGAAUUACAAAUCCACAGACUGACCAAUCAGAGACACAGAAUAAACUCUUAACGCUCAUCCAGAAACAUCAUCAUGGAAUCAUCCACAGUACCCUUCCACAGCGUUUUGGAAGCUGGAUAUUUCCUAGCCGUAACAUCAGUCCACUGCAGUUUUUACUAACAAUCUCUCCUCCGAUCAUAUUAAACAAUUAUGGUUUGUUUCUUUUAUCAUUUGAAGUGUGCAAACUCAAAAUGUAUGUUUAAAAAUUAGUGUUUUUUUUUUUUUCUUUUUUCUUGAGUUUAUUACUGGUCAUAACCCUCUCCAUUGUGCUAACUAACUGUCAGCAAAGCUUUAGGAAUACAUCUGGUACUGUACUUACAAAGUAUAUUCAUAUGAUGCUAACCGAUGCAUUUAACAGGGCUAAAUGCUACAGAAGGCAGCUUGGGGGAUUAAUUGCUGAUAUUUUUUUAGUUUUAUUAAUAUCUCAACUAGCAAUGACUAAAACAAGACCACCUAUAGCAGGCAAUCCACUCCAUUUUGGGGGGUGAUUUUUUGAAAUACCUGGCAAUUAAUGUCUUAAAAAAACACACAAAACGUAAUUAAUAUACAGUCCACUACAAUUAUUGAAGGUAAGUGUAGAAGAUGGGAAAAGGAAAUAUGGGUCAUCUUGUUGGACGCUCUUCUGGCAAUUUUCCAUUCAAAAACUUUCCGCUUUAUUACCUCAUUGAAAAACAUAGAAAACCAAUAGAUUUAAAACAUUUCUUUAGCUUAUAGCGCUCUCACUGACUACCUCUCAACAAAAAUCACCACCACCGUUUUUGUCUUUUACUUUCUGUCAUUCUUUUUUGUGUCUUUUUAAAAUACAUUUUAUACUUUUGUUAGAUUCGGUUCCAUCUUGUAUGAAAUUUGCUCUCUCUGACUCUCUCUUGCGCUUUAUGUAAUCUAAUGUAUAUUUUAACCUUCUAAGAAAACUUAGUUGCUUUGUUGCAACUUUUAAACAGAAAAAAAAAAACAAUAUUAAUAAUAUGAAUAAAACAGAGAGUAUGGAGAGCACAGUGGCUGGUGGAGGGGAAUUUUGUGCUGGAACAGGGAGGGGGAAAUACGAUCAUAAAAUUAACAGCAAACAGUUAAACUGUUGUAAAUACUGAAGAACAUUUUGAAUGUUGCUCAUCUUGUUACUAAUUCAUGCAAAAAAGACAUAAAAAAAUUAUAAACAAAAACCCAUGAUGAAAAAAGAAGAAAGGAAGAAAACCUGUAAUGUAUAGAGGUUUCAGUAUUCAGAAUUGUACAUUACAAAACCCUGUGUGACAGGGUUCUAACUGUCCUUCUCUUCUCUUUUUUUUCACUUUUUUUUGUAUCGUAUGUGAUUCUGAAACUAAAAAAAAAAAAAAAAAACAGUCAUACAAAAUUUAUUUGUGGCAGUGGUUCUAAUGUAUUAAAGAUGUUUCAUUUUUCUUUCUAACCAGACUACACCCUGGACUGAAAAGUCUUCCUUGUGGUAGUUAUGUGUAAUUUCGAUGAAUAAAAUGUUUUCCUUUCAUUGACA